AUGCAAGGCCUCGGGAAGUGCACAGAGGCUAUCAAGUCCUUCGAAAAAGUACUCGAGUAUCUCGAAAAGGAGAAGGCGCAGCAGUGGGCCUGGGGGAUCAAAGAAUGCCCCCUGUGGCAUGGCGAACGAGCAAGUGCGGACUACGGCAUAGCGAAUUGUAGCCGGGAUAUCAGCACAAAUGCCCGCAUAUCGGUGGCCGAACACAAGAGCCUCCUUGAAGAGAUACGGGCACGCUGCCCAGUCAAUACGGACACGUACAAGAACAUAACCUCUGUCCUAGUGAACAACCACGGCUAUAAACUGACCGCGAAGGAAAACGCCUGUGCGUGUCGCGACACUGAGUGUGCGAUCUGUCUCAAGUCUCUGGUUAAGGAUGUCCACGUGUUGGGUUGCUUUCACGGCUUUCAUAACCGAUGUUUCCAGAAGUAUCUGACAGAGCAGGCGGCGAAAGGUAUGGAGGCAUUAGCAACGGGAGCGGAAACGAGAAGAGCGUUCUGUCCAGUGUGUCGGGACGAGGGAUGGAGUCAAAUGACACUGCUGGGUUCUUGACGAACUUUGUCGAGGAACAACGCCGGACAUAACAAAUAUGGCGAAGGGUGUCCCUUUGCGGAUAGUGUGCGAACGUGAAGUGCAAAAGAGCGCAUGCAGUGCUGGUCGUGUUUCCUAGAAAAUUCAAAGGCGAUGUGAAUACCCCAUUUGUAUCAAGAGCCUUCCUGCUCCUUCCUCGGUAUUUUCGUUUAGACAUUGAUUCCGGUAUAUGUAAAUUUUUCACGUGAGGUAUGGAGUAACACUAUGCCAAAAGCGAACAUAGAAAAGCUGCCUUGUAGCCAAAAAACGCACAUAAAAUUCAGGGAUCAGCGGCGCAGUAUUCGUCUCAAAAAGGAAAACUUUCACGAAGAAUGUACAAGAAACGCAACUUAAUGCGCGUUUUUUGGCUAAAAAACCACUUUUCUAUGUUCGCUUCUGGCACAGUGUUACUCCAUAGCGUGAGGAGCAGCUCCGUAUCCUCCGAGCUUCAUAGACAAACAUGAAACAGGCAGAAAAAUAUAGAUCCAGAUCGAAAGACGUACGCAUACACACAUAAAAAUCUAGAGCCGUCCAUCUCCGUUAUCAGGAGGGCUAGGGCAGGAACAUGACGUCUCUACCCUUGUUGGCCCGACAAUAGUGGUG
Molecule: messenger RNA, 1170 nt
Organism: Amoebophrya sp. A25
Lineage: Eukaryota; Dinophyceae; Syndiniales; Amoebophryaceae
Source: the annotation of a GenBank genome assembly